Molecule: messenger RNA, 1386 nt
Organism: Chenopodium quinoa (quinoa)
Lineage: Eukaryota; Viridiplantae; Streptophyta; Magnoliopsida; Caryophyllales; Amaranthaceae
Product: zinc finger CCCH domain-containing protein 1-like
Exons: 4
Coding region: 187-1128 (313 amino acids)
Biological process (GO): snoRNA splicing
Cellular component (GO): U2-type spliceosomal complex
Molecular function (GO): metal ion binding
Source: RefSeq, a predicted model, not a curated record
GAUGUUUAGCAAUUGAGCUAUUCUUACCUCUCUCAGUUAUUUCAUUGAAGCGCACUCAACGUUCUCCAUUGAAGCGCAGUUGACGUUCUCCGUUAAAUCUAAUUCUUGUAUCCCCAUUGAAGUAGCUUCUAAGUUUCCGGUGUGUUCGGUCGGCUCUGUGCAUAAGCUAGAUUCUUCAAAAUUAGUAUGUCUGAGGAAAAUGAAAAGAAGACUGAACAAGUGUGCAGCUUUGUUAAAAAACCAAUGGGGAACAAAAACAUGAGAAAACGGCCUAUAGUUGACGCUGGAGAUGACGAUAAAGGGGAGAGUUUUGUGACACACUCUGCUAAAAGGUCUGCUACUGGGACAUCCAAGCGGACGGUGUCUGAGGAAUCAACCAAGGAUGAAAAGAAUGUGCUGUUUCAAUAUGAGUCUUCGAAAGAGAUUCAGGUGCAGAAUGAUAGCAAAGCGACAGCUACUCUUGAAACUGAGACAGACUUCUCAAGAGACUCCAGGGCUAUUCGAGAGCGAGCUCUCAUGAAAGCUGCGGAGGCGUUGAAGGGAAAAACUAACAAGACAUCUGGUGAUGAAAAGGUAUAUAAGGGUAUGAACAGUUACACUGAUCACAGAGCAGGUUUCCGCCGUGAGCAAACUGUUGCUGCUGAGAAAGCUGGUGGGGCUCACGGUCCUCUCAGGGCCUCAGCUCAUAUUAGAGUAUCUGCUAGAUUUGACUACCAACCAGACAUUUGUAAGGACUACAAAGAAACUGGCUACUGUGGUUAUGGUGACUCAUGUAAGUUUAUGCAUGAUCGGGGUGAUUAUAAGUCUGGAUGGCAGAUGGAAAAAGAAUGGGAUGAAGCAGAAAAGGCUAGAAAGAGAAAUUUAGCUAUGGGAUGUCAUGACAGUGAUGAAGAGGAUGUUGAUCAUGACUCGGAAGAGGACGAUGAUUCCUUGCCAUUUGCCUGUUUUAUUUGUAGGGAGCCUUUUGUCGACCCAGUGAUGACGAAAUGCAAGCACUACUUCUGUGAGCAUUGUGCUUUAAAGCAUCAUGCCAAGAACAAGAAGUGUUUCGUUUGCAACCAGCCUACCCUAGGAAUCUUUAACACUGCUCAUGAGAUACGUAAAAGGGCAGCAGCAGAAAAAAAAUGAAGAGUUUGUCAAUCUACACUCUUAUUCUGUACUUUAGACUAGUAUACUGCAGGAAAUUUCACUUCGGAUUUUCUAGCUACCUGGCAAAACAGUAGUUUUCAAAGAACUACGAGUAGUAUUUAUUUCUUUUAGGAAAUACUUCUGGAAAAAAAAUAUUUGUCACUGUAAUUCUCGAGGGGCUUUGAUUAUGUAAAUGGGUUUUGGUAUGUGCUUAGCUUAAGCAACUAUUAAUGGAAAAACAGAGUACAUUGUGUUAAA